Molecule: messenger RNA, 297 nt
Organism: Suillus paluster
Lineage: Eukaryota; Fungi; Basidiomycota; Agaricomycetes; Boletales; Suillaceae
Exons: 2
Coding region: 1-297 (98 amino acids)
Source: RefSeq, a predicted model, not a curated record
AUGACCCCAUUAGAUGGUGGUAUAUUUGGAACAUCGUUGUUGUCGAAUUGCGCCUCAAGCUCAAUGGCACUUGUGGAAGUAGAAGGUCAUGAGUUAUGGGGGAGGACCACAUUCAUUAUACGCGAAUCUACACAAUACCGCUCAUCCUCUCAACAAGGGAGGCAAGUACUUCCAAUCGUCCCACCCACAUAUCGCUCCGAUGAUAAUGUAGAAACGUUGCGAAUCGGAGAGCGUCUGGAAACUUUCCACAAGCAGACUGGUCCCGUUGCAGAAUACUAUAACGCCAUGGGCCUCUAG